Talaromyces stipitatus ATCC 10500 is the source of this 1003-nucleotide messenger RNA. RefSeq lists its product as uncharacterized. The transcript has 2 exons. Lineage: Eukaryota; Fungi; Ascomycota; Eurotiomycetes; Eurotiales; Trichocomaceae. Gene Ontology annotation, molecular function: nickel cation binding. The record is from RefSeq and is a predicted model, not a curated record. The coding region runs from base 56 to 1003 and encodes 315 amino acids.
GAGCAACAACUUCUUCGACAAUACAGCCACAUUACUGAUAGCCAUAGCAUGCAACAUGACUCAGAUUGAUUGUAUAGCACUUGAAAAUGAGAUACUCGAACUCGAACUGCGACUUAAAAACGCCCGGAGUCGGUUACAGAAGACACACGAAAAUGUCGCCCAUGAAGAGUCUCCUGAUUCGGGGUCUACAGACAUCAAAUAUCAACUAUCACCAUUCGUACACUCGCUCCUUCUGAUAUCCGACUCGGCUUUACCGCUCGGCUCAUUUGCUUACUCGAGCGGCCUAGAAUCAUUUCUAGCGCAUCAGAAAGCAACACCACAAUCAAUUCCACCUAUUCCGCCUAUUGUUUCCUUUAGAAAAUUUCUCAAUUUGUCAAUCUCUUCCGUAUCAAGGACAUCUUUGCCUUAUCUUCUUGCUGCUUACCGCUCUCCAGCGGAGCUUGAGAUUUUGGACAAUGAUCUCGACGCAUCCACGCCCUGUACAGUAGCUAGAAGAGCGAGCGUUGCGCAGGGAAGAGCUCUCCUGGGUGUUUGGGAGAAAUCCUAUCGUCCAUCUUAUCUUCUCAAAGGUAAUCAUAAUAACACGAACAAGGCUACUAACCGGCUCAGCGCCGAGGCUCAAUCUGCCGUAGCGGCAAUUGAGGAAUUUUCCGAAGCGUUGAAGACCAGCGGAUUCGACAACAUUUCUUUAGGCCCUAACGGCCAUUUCGCUCCGUUAUGGGGUGCUGUAUGUGCUGCAAUGGGUAUUGAGAUGGGUCUAACUGCAUAUACCUUCAUGUUAAAUCAUGCAAAAGCAGUUCUGAGUGCCGCUGUGCGAGCAUCAGUCAUGGGGCCUUAUCAAGCUCAGACCAUUCUUGCAAGCGAUGAAAUCCGAGAUCUGAUUAAUGAGCGGAUACGACAUGAUUUUGAUACGAAACCUGAAGAUGCUGGUCAGAUUGCGCCGGUAUUGGAUCUAUGGUUAGGAAGACAUGAGCUGCUUUAUAGCAGAAUAUUUAACUCAUGA